AUGACGAGCUAUUUCCCGCCAAGUGGCAGCGCCAGCAAUGGCACGGGCACUCCGGCUGCAUCCUCACCAUCGACACCGCCAACGCAGCGGUCCACCGCUCUCACCAAUCGACUGACAACCGUUCUCUCGGCCUCUUAUGCGGAUUCGGACAUUCGGGAUUCCCUUGAAACUUUGAGCUUGCGGGGAAUCCACAAUUCCGAAAAGACACGAAGGCAGCUUCGCCUUGAUGUGGAGAAGGAGGUUGUGGACUGCAAUGCGGAGAUUGUCAAGGACUUUGGUAAAGUGGCAGAUCAAUUGAAGCGUAUCGGAACGGUUAUCACAACACUGAAUCAGACAUGCGACGACAUGCGCAAGCGAAUCAACAUGGCGAAGCAAGAUACCACACCUGUGCUCGAAGAGGCCAGCGCUCUGAUGGCGCAGAAGAAAGAGACCGAAACGAAGCAACAACUUCUAGAAGCCUUUUCUAAGCAUUUCCUCAUUCCUGAGGAGGAUAUUUUGGUUUUGACAUCAGCCGAGGAGUCAGUAGAUGAACGGUUCUUCGACGUCCUGGCUCGUGUCAAACAAGUACACCACGAUUGCGAAGUCCUGCUUGGUGGUGAGAACCAGCGAUUGGGUCUGGAGGUCAUGGAUUUGAGUGCCCGGAACCUCAAUUCAGCAUACCAGAAGCUUUAUCGAUGGAUCCAGAAAGAAUUCAGGUCUCUGAAUCUUGAAGACCCUCGGAUCAGCAGCUCAAUCCGCCGUGCCCUUCGGGUUCUGGCAGAACGCCCGAGUCUCUUCCAAAGCUGCUUGGAGUUCUUUGCAGAGGCGCGUGACUACGUUUUGUCUGAUGCUUUCCACUAUGCAUUGACUGAUGCCAUCUCUGGAGCUGGUGGUCCUGGAGCUGGAGGCGAUAGCACUGUCAAACCGAUUGAAUUCUCCGCACACGACCCGCUUCGAUACAUUGGUGAUAUGCUCGCGUGGGUGCAUUCUACAACUGUGUCCGAGCGGGAAGCACUUGAGUCACUAUUUGUUGAUGAUGGAGAUGAACUCGCCAGAGGAUUCCAGGCAGGCAUGAGCAGCGAGCCCUGGUCUCGCAUUGACGAGGAUCAAGAGGUUACGUUCGAUGGUCAAAAGGCACUGAGUGAUUUAGUUAACCGUGAUCUUACUGGAGUGUCUCGCGCACUACGGCAGAGAAUCGAGCUUGUCAUUCAGAGCCAUGAAGACCCUAUCACUUGCUACAAAGUUGUCAACCUGCUGUCUUUCUACCGCACCACGUUCUCCAAACUGGUGGGCAAACAAUCCAAUCUGGUGGACUUAUGUCAGAAUUUGGAGAAGUUCACUUUUGGCCACUUCGAGUCAUUGAUGCGUGACCAAAUUAGCACAUUAGCUGGAGACAACAUCGCGUUGUCCCCGCCAGACGAUCUAUCGCCUCCACAAUUCCUGCUAGAUGCCCUGGAAGAUUUAUCCUUGCUUAUGAAGAGCCAUGAUGCUUCUGUUGGACCGGAAGAGUCAUCUCUGGACUCGAGCAACGAGAACGCCUUUACACCCGUGCUUCGGGUCGCUUUCGAUCCAUUCUUGACAUUGGCUCGUGCCUCGUCAGAUGAACUCAAAACAACCACAGCGCAGUGUAUCUACCGCACCAACAUUCUCUUCGCAGCCCGUGAAGCUAUAUCACCCUUCCCAUUCGCUUGCUCGACACAUGUUCCCCCGCUGUCCGCAGCAUUGGCAACUUUGCGCAAUGAUCUUCUCGACACCCAGCGUGACUUCCUUCUCGAGUCUUCAGGCCUCCAAGACCUUCUAGAGGCCCUGGAACCUUUCUCCAAGACCGAGAAAGACUCCGAUUCCACCGCGAAUAAAACUCAGAAGACAGAAAACCAGAAGCCUCACCUUGCAGAUCUGACCACUCUACCUGCCUUCCAACCAGAGUCUUUGAUGACCUCCAGUCAGCAGCUCGACGAUUUCCUUCCGUCUGCAUUAAUGGAUGCAACUGAUAAUCUCAAGCGGGUACAGAGUGUUUCACUUGUGCAGAGCGUAACAGAGGAUGCUGUUGAGGCGUUCUGCCGGGACUUUGAAUUUAUUGAAGGCAUGAUCAUUGCCGCGGACGAAGCCAGAGGUGCUGUUAAUGUUGCCGUUGGCAGUGGCGGUAGUGUCAGUGGCCAGAGUGGACGAUCAGACGGUAAUGCUGAGGCACACAAGAAAAACAGCGACGAAGCCGAAGAGGAUGACGAUGAAGCAUGGAGUCUGAGAUCGUUGUUCCCUCGGACAACUGGAGAAAUCCGCGUGUUGUUAAGUUGA
This is a messenger RNA of Penicillium brevicompactum, 2274 nucleotides long. RefSeq names its product Golgi transport complex subunit COG6 (gene cog6). Gene Ontology annotation, cellular component: COG complex. Bases 1 to 2274 code for a protein of 757 amino acids. NCBI's taxonomy places the organism in Eukaryota, Fungi, Ascomycota, Eurotiomycetes, Eurotiales, Aspergillaceae. The transcript is spliced from 2 exons. Gene Ontology annotation, biological process: intra-Golgi vesicle-mediated transport. The record is from RefSeq and is a predicted model, not a curated record.